GAACUGGGAAGGUCCACUGUAGCAGCAGCUAUCUCGUCUCUCGUCUCUUUGUCGGGUGGUACAGUACAGCUCUGCUCCCCCCGCCGCCCGCCCGCCCCCUCGGCGCUGGUGUGUGCUCCGCUGCUCUGCUUACACAAUAACUGUGCAUCGAUUGAGUCCAGCGAGAAGAGGAAGCAGCAGGACUAACUCUCGUUCGAAAAAAGGAUUACGUAUUGAAGGCAAACGUGUGUGAUCAGUAUUUGUUGUCUCGUUCCAACGCGAAUCGGUUCUAGUGCUGAAAACAAGUUCAAUACUGCUAACGGGGUAGUUUUUCUGCGAAAGCCCCCAAAACAGAAUUCGCAACGCCAAGCGCAAAAAUUGUGUAAUAGCACCCAAACGUGUAAAAGUCAAGACGCAAGAUGCCGGCCAAAGUUAAUAAAAAGGAGAAUUUAGAUGAUCUCAAACAGGAGUUGGAUAUCGACUUUCAUAAAAUCUCUCCUGAGGAAUUGUAUCAGCGCUUUCAGACACAUCCCGAGAAUGGUCUAAGUCACGCCAAGGCCAAGGAGAACUUGGAGCGCGAUGGUCCCAAUGCGCUGACGCCACCCAAGCAGACACCCGAAUGGGUGAAGUUCUGUAAGAACCUGUUCGGUGGCUUCGCCAUGUUGCUGUGGAUCGGUGCUAUUCUCUGCUUCGUGGCCUAUUCUAUCCAGGCCAGCACCAGCGAGGAGCCGGCCGACGAUAAUUUGUAUCUGGGUAUUGUACUUUCCGCUGUCGUCAUUGUGACGGGCAUUUUCUCAUACUAUCAGGAAUCGAAAAGUUCUAAGAUCAUGGAAUCGUUCAAGAACAUGGUACCCCAGUUCGCCACCGUCAUCCGCGAGGGCGAGAAACUCACGCUGCGCGCUGAGGAUCUCGUCCUGGGCGAUGUCGUUGAGGUGAAGUUCGGCGACCGUAUCCCCGCUGACAUCCGCAUCAUCGAGGCACGCACCUUUAAGGUGGACAACUCCUCGCUGACCGGCGAGUCCGAGCCGCAGUCGCGCGGCGCAGAGUUCACCCACGAGAACCCGCUGGAGACCAAGAAUCUGGCCUUUUUCUCCACCAAUGCCGUCGAGGGCACUGCCAAGGGCGUGGUCAUCAGCUGCGGCGACCACACCGUCAUGGGCCGCAUCGCUGGCCUCGCCUCCGGCCUGGACACCGGCGAGACGCCCAUCGCCAAGGAGAUCCACCAUUUCAUCCACCUGAUCACCGGCGUGGCCGUGUUCCUGGGCGUCACCUUCUUCGUGAUCGCCUUCAUCCUGGGCUACCACUGGCUGGACGCCGUCAUCUUCUUGAUCGGCAUCAUCGUCGCCAACGUGCCCGAGGGCCUGCUGGCCACCGUCACCGUGUGCCUGACCCUCACCGCCAAGCGUAUGGCCUCCAAGAACUGCCUGGUCAAGAAUCUGGAGGCCGUGGAGACCCUCGGCUCCACAUCGACCAUCUGCUCCGACAAGACCGGCACCCUCACCCAGAACCGAAUGACGGUCGCUCACAUGUGGUUCGACAAUCAGAUCAUCGAGGCCGACACCACCGAGGAUCAGUCGGGUGUUCAAUACGAUAGAACCAGCCCUGGAUUCAAGGCGCUCUCUCGCAUUGCCACUCUCUGUAACCGUGCCGAGUUCAAGGGAGGCCAAGACGGCGUCCCCAUCCUCAAGAAGGAGGUUAGCGGCGAUGCCUCCGAGGCCGCUCUGCUCAAGUGCAUGGAACUGGCCCUGGGCGACGUGAUGAACAUUCGCAAGCGCAACAAGAAGAUCGCCGAGGUGCCGUUCAACUCCACCAACAAGUACCAGGUGUCCAUCCACGAGACCGAGGACACCAACGAUCCGCGCUUCCUACUCGUCAUGAAGGGCGCACCCGAGCGCAUUCUGGAACGCUGCUCGACCAUCUUCAUCAACGGCAAGGAGAAGGUGCUGGAUGAGGAGAUGAAGGAGGCGUUCAACAACGCCUACAUGGAACUCGGUGGACUGGGUGAGCGUGUGCUCGGCUUCUGUGACUUUAUGCUGCCCUCCGACAAGUAUCCCUCCGGCUUCAAGUUCAACACCGACGACAUCAACUUCCCCAUCGACAACCUGCGCUUCGUCGGCCUCAUGUCCAUGAUUGAUCCCCCGCGUGCCGCUGUGCCCGAUGCCGUGGCCAAGUGCCGUUCGGCCGGCAUCAAGGUCAUCAUGGUUACCGGCGAUCACCCGAUCACUGCCAAGGCCAUCGCCAAGUCCGUCGGCAUCAUCUCCGAGGGCAACGAGACCGUCGAGGACAUUGCCCAGCGCCUGAACAUCCCCAUCUCGGAGGUUAAUCCCCGCGAGGCCAAGGCCGCCGUCGUCCACGGCGCCGAGCUGCGCGACGUCUCCAGCGAUCAGCUGGACGAGAUCCUGCGCUACCACACCGAGAUCGUCUUCGCCCGUACCUCCCCGCAGCAGAAGCUGAUCAUCGUCGAGGGCUGCCAGCGCAUGGGUGCCAUUGUGGCCGUGACUGGCGAUGGUGUCAACGACUCCCCGGCUCUGAAGAAGGCCGACAUCGGCGUUGCCAUGGGUAUCGCCGGUUCCGAUGUGUCCAAACAGGCUGCUGACAUGAUUCUGCUGGACGACAACUUCGCCUCGAUUGUGACCGGUGUGGAGGAGGGUCGCCUGAUCUUCGAUAACCUGAAGAAGUCCAUUGCCUACACCCUGACCUCCAACAUUCCCGAAAUCUCGCCCUUCCUGGCCUUCAUCCUCUGCGACAUACCACUGCCACUGGGAACCGUGACGAUUCUGUGCAUCGAUUUGGGCACUGACAUGGUGCCAGCCAUUUCAUUGGCCUACGAACACGCCGAAGCCGAUAUUAUGAAGCGUCCGCCACGUGACCCCUUCAACGAUAAAUUAGUGAACUCAAGGUUGAUUUCCAUGGCCUACGGACAGAUCGGUAUGAUCCAGGCCGCCGCUGGCUUCUUUGUGUACUUUGUCAUCAUGGCUGAGAACGGCUUCUUGCCCAAGAAACUCUUCGGCAUCCGUAAGAUGUGGGACUCGAAGGCUGUCAACGAUCUAACUGACUCCUACGGACAAGAAUGGACCUACCGCGACCGCAAGACCUUGGAGUACACCUGCCACACGGCCUUCUUCAUCUCGAUUGUGGUUGUGCAAUGGGCCGAUCUGAUCAUCUGUAAGACGCGCCGUAACUCCAUCUUCCAGCAGGGCAUGCGCAACUGGGCUUUGAACUUCGGCCUUGUCUUUGAAACCGUGCUGGCCGCGUUCCUCUCGUACUGCCCGGGCAUGGAGAAGGGUCUGCGCAUGUACCCCCUGAAACUCGUCUGGUGGUUCCCGGCUAUUCCAUUUGCGCUGGCCAUCUUCAUCUAUGACGAGACCCGUCGCUUCUACUUGCGCCGCAACCCCGGUGGAUGGUUGGAGCAGGAGACAUACUAUUAAACACCCACACUGCUACACUCCCCAACACACACACACACAGAGCCACACACACGCCCACACAGCCCACAAACAACACCUACAAACCAUGGAGAGCAACAAAUAGUAAUGUUUAUGAACCACAAAAUCCACACAACCACAGUAAUAGCAACAGCAAAAGCAGCAGCAGCAGCAACGGCAACAACAACAGCUACGGCUACAGAUAGCUACAGCAAGAACAUAUUACAAUAUAUUUUAUUUUUUUAAUUUAAUUAUUUAAAGUAAACGAGGAGAAACAAAAAUGCAAGCGAUAAUUAUUUUAAACGUUAAGUAAAUUUAAAUUAUAAAUUAAACCUAAAAAUAAGAUUUAAAUAAAGUAUAAAUGAAAACAAAACAAAACAAAAACGAACAAUUUCGAAGAAACACCAAUCACAACCAGACAAGAACAACCAGUAACUAAGCAAAACAGUAACAACAACAAAAACAACAACAAUGUUUUUAGUAAAAUUAUUAACGUAACGAACUGGAUGAAACGAUUAUUUAAGCAGAGGCUUUUUCAAGCAAUAACAACAACAAGAUCCCAAAAGAAAAGCUUAAUGCAUUCACACACACUCACACUCGCACAGACACACACUCUCUCACACCACACACACACACACCGAUACACAACGCAUGACGAGACAAAGUAUAUAAGAAGUUUAGAGAAAUUAUAAAACGAAGUAAAUAAAAAAGUAAAAGAGGAAAACAAAACAAUGAAAAACCUUAGCGUAGUUACCAAAUAAGCCGUGAAGAGUAAAACCCAAUAAAACCACAACAACAACAACCAAAAACCAAAAAGAACAGAAAUUAAUUUGCAAAACUUGUGUGUGUAAAACGCAGCUUAGCGCAGAAGAACGAAAUAUAUAUAUAAACAGAAAAAAAAAACCACAAGAGAAAAAGUGAAGCGACACGAGGAAUAUAAUUGUUUAUAUAUAUACACACAUAUAUUAUAUGGAAAAAUUUGAUUAUAUAAAUGGAGCUAUACAAUACACCAAAAACAAAAUUGAAAACAUAACGAAAUCGACCGAUCUGCGCUUGAUAAUUACGCCAGGAACCGGAAAUGGGUCUCUAAUCGAUAUUUGGAGAUCCGCCGGCGAUUUGCGGAGAAUCUGCAGAGAUAAAUUUGUUAAAAUCUAAAAAAAACCAACUAAAUGUUUAUAAAUAAACCCCUUAAACCAAUUGACAUGCAA
Drosophila ficusphila is the source of this 4612-nucleotide messenger RNA. It is a transcript of the gene Atpalpha, whose product is annotated as sodium/potassium-transporting ATPase subunit alpha. The record is from RefSeq and is a predicted model, not a curated record. The transcript is spliced from 9 exons. Lineage: Eukaryota; Metazoa; Arthropoda; Insecta; Diptera; Drosophilidae. The coding region runs from base 399 to 3407 and encodes 1002 amino acids. Gene Ontology annotation, biological process: proton transmembrane transport; intracellular sodium ion homeostasis; potassium ion import across plasma membrane. Gene Ontology annotation, molecular function: P-type sodium:potassium-exchanging transporter activity; ATP hydrolysis activity; ATP binding. Gene Ontology annotation, cellular component: membrane.